Molecule: messenger RNA, 3501 nt
Organism: Dromaius novaehollandiae (emu)
Lineage: Eukaryota; Metazoa; Chordata; Aves; Casuariiformes; Dromaiidae
Product: scavenger receptor cysteine-rich domain-containing protein SCART1-like
Exons: 19
Coding region: 1-3501 (1166 amino acids)
Biological process (GO): zymogen activation; G protein-coupled receptor signaling pathway
Cellular component (GO): plasma membrane
Molecular function (GO): olfactory receptor activity; serine-type endopeptidase activity
Source: RefSeq, a predicted model, not a curated record
AUGUGUUCAGGAUUUGUCCAGCUGGUUGGAGGAGACAGCCCCUGCUCAGGACGUGUGGAGAUCAGAGAUGGGGACCAGUGGAGAACAGUCUGUGACUCUCACUUUGGUCUCAAAGCUGCCGAUGUUAUCUGCAGGGAGCUGCAGUGUGGCACAGCCCUGUCCGUCCCCGGGGGAGCUCACUUUGGAGAGGGGGUCGGGCCCACCUGGGACGGAGAGCUGCAGUGUGUGGGGAAUGAAUCCCUCCUCUCCUCCUGCCCCAGGAUGUCCCUCAGCAACCAGACCUGCACCCAUGCGAACGAUGCUGGUGUCACCUGCACACAGUACACAGGAUUCAGGCUGGUGAAUGGCAGCACGGUGUGUUCAGGGCGGGUGGAGAUCCAGGUGCUGGGAACCUGGGGAAGCCUCUGUGACUCUCGCUGGGACGUCGCCGAUGCCCACGUUCUCUGUCAUCAACUCAACUGUGGAUUUGCUGAGUCCGUUCCUGGAGGAGGGCAUUUUGGGAGAGGAACGGGUCCUGUCUGGAGAGACAGCUUCCACUGCAAUGGGACUGAAUCCCAUUUGGGACAGUGCCCUGUGACUGCCGUGGGGGCCUCCCCAUGCUCACAUGACAACGAUGCUGGUGUUUUUUGCUCAGGACCCUCUGAAUCCCUGCGGCUGGUGGACGGAGGGAGCCGGUGUGACGGGCGAGUGGAGAUGUCCCUGCACGGGGCGUGGGGCAGAGUCCUGGAUGACCAGUGGGACAUGGACGAUGCCAGCGUGGUGUGCCGGCAGCUCCAGUGCGGAGAGGCAGAGCGAGCCUACAACCUGCCGAAGCCCAAGCGAGGGACGGGCCCUGUGGGGCUGAGAAGGGUCCAGUGUGCAGGGGAGGAGACUCGCCUGGCCCUCUGCAACACCUCCCUGCUGGAGGCAGCGCCGGCAGGAAUUGCUGAGGACGUGGGGGUGGUUUGCUCGGGGAGCCGGCGGGUCCGGCUGGUGAACGGGACAAGGCGCUGUGCCGGGAGAGUGGAGAUCUACUACCGGGGCACCUGGGGGACCGUCUGCGAUGACUCCUGGGACCUGUCUGACGCCACCGUGGUUUGCCACCAGCUGGGCUGUGGGGUGGCUGUGGAGGCGGCCGGCUCUGCUCGUUAUGGGGAAGGCUCCGGGCAGAUCUGGCUGGACGACGUGAACUGCUCCGGGGGUGAAGCUGCUCUCUGGGACUGCCCUGCCGGGGCCUGGGGGCAGCACAACUGCAGGCACAAAGAGGACGCAGGAGUCGUCUGCUCAGAGUUUGUGGCCCUGAGGCUGGAGAACAGCGACGGCUGCUCUGGGCGCCUGCGGGUUUUCUACAACGGGACGUGGGGGAGUGUUUGCUCCAACUCGAUGACUCCUGACACCGUGUCCCUGGUGUGCAAAGAGCUGGGCUGUGGAGAUGGAGGGUUCAUUGAAACACAUCUGGUGUAUGGCAAGGUAUCUGGCCCCGCAUGGCUGGAUUAUGUUCAAUGUGGGAAGAUGAACAGCUCCUUUUGGCAGUGCCCCUCUGCUCCCUGGGACCCGCAGUCUUGUGAUGACCAACGAGAAGAGACUCACAUCACCUGCAAUGGGAGACGACCAGAAACGCCCCCAGCCCCGGUGGCCGAGUGCCCCAACUCUACAAGCUGCACAGAGACGGAGAAGAUUCGUGCCGUGGGAGGAGAGGACGGGUGCUCGGGCAGAGUGGAGGUUUGGCGCCGCGGCUCCUGGGGGACGGUGUGCGACGACUCCUGGGACCUGAAGGACGCUGAGGUGGCGUGCAGGCAGCUGGGCUGCGGCCCCGCGGUGUCUGCCCUGGGGGAGGCUGCGUUUGGGGAGGGGACGGGUCCCAUCUGGCUGGAGCAGGUGGCGUGCCGAGGGACGGAGCGGUCUCUCCGGGACUGCUGGGCCCAGCCCGGGGACAGCGGUGCCUGCCAGCACAAGGAAGAUGCUGCCGUGAAUUGCUCCGGUGAGUGGCAGACGACAACGUCACCCCCCCGAGCAGAUCCCACCCAGGGCCGUGCGAGGGACAGCGGGAGAGUCUCGGUGCCUGUCGUCAUCUGCAUCGUCCUGGGGGCCCUGCUCUUGCUGCUCCUGGCCCUCCUGGUGGGGCAAGUGCGAAGUACCAGGGCUCAGCGCAGAGGCUCCAGGAGGUCUCUGGAGCCCUUCUCUGAGGCUGUGUACCAGGAGAUCGACUACAGCCUGACGUGGGAGAAGCAGGCGAGGUUUGGUCGUUCAGGCUUCUCUUCAGAGGGGUCCCUGACCAAGCUGCGUCCUGACCCCAGGGACAGUGAGGAGGAGGACGGUCCUGGGUCAGCCCCAGAUGGCCUUGUCCUGCCCAGAGGUGACCCAGCAGAUGGCUAUGACGAUGCCAGGGACGUCUCUUACCCCGGGGAGGAUCUUGUUCCUGGGCAGCAAGAUUGGGAAGCGCCCAGGGAAGCAGAGGAGGGAGAUGGGCCCAGGGAGACACAGAGAGACACGGGAUACGAUGAUGCUGAAGAGGUGUCUCUGGCACAUGCCCAUGAGGACAUCAAGGUUGUGAGACUGGACCCUGGUGCCAAAAGGUCCCUGAGCCCAGGGCCAGGAGAGACCACCCCUGCCAUGUGGUUGGGUGCACCUGGGACAGAAGAGAGGUCUGAGCAGCUGGGAGAGCCCUGCUGUGAAAGGAGAGACCUCACAAUCAAACCCACCAAUGCCACCUUCACCUCCUCCUCCCUCUCACCUCCUCCCAAGCUCUCCUUGCUGCUGGGCAGCAUCUGUGAUGCUGUUGAUGACCUCAUAAUGCCAGCCUGCCCUCUUCUGGCCAAUCAGGUCCCUCUGAAUGGCAGCCUCAAGCAUAAAACUGGUCUCCCACACCUCCAGUUUAGGGUCAUCUACAAGCAUGAUGAGUGCUGCCUCCUCCAUGUCACUACUAAAGAAGAUAAACAGGAACAAGCUAUUGGCGACAUCAGUGGUGCUCCACUUCUCCCUGACCAGCAGGAUGACACUAUCGUAUUUGCCCACCUGAAGCCCCCGUCCAUCUCCUCCCCAGCUCUGGAUCUGAUGAUUGCAGUUCUGUAUGUGGUGGUGCCUCCAGCAGUGAACCCCAUCAUCUAUAGCAUGAGGAACAAGGAGCUGAAAGAUGCAGGGAGGAAACUGAUCCAGUGGGGAUUUGGCUAUGGAUUUGGGGCUAGUGACACAGACGGAGCCAAGGUCAAGGAUGGAGGGAUUGAGGAGGAAGAAGUACAUGGGAGUGUGGAGGCGGUGGUUGCAGGUUACGGCUAUGAUGAUCACCAUGUUCAAAGGUCCGAAACACCCACGUCACGCCCACCUGAAUUUGAAAGUACCGACGUCACGUCCAUGUCACGUUCGAAGACCCCACGUCACGCCCACGUCACGUUCGAUGCCCCACGUGAAACCCACAGCACGAUCAAACCACACACGUCAAGCCCACGUCACGUUCGAAGCCCCCACGUGACGCCCACGUUACGUUCGAAGACCCGACGUCACGCCCACGUCACGUUCGAAUGA